This is a messenger RNA of Telopea speciosissima, 514 nucleotides long. RefSeq names its product enhancer of rudimentary homolog. The record is from RefSeq and is a predicted model, not a curated record. NCBI's taxonomy places the organism in Eukaryota, Viridiplantae, Streptophyta, Magnoliopsida, Proteales, Proteaceae. The coding region runs from base 140 to 451 and encodes 103 amino acids. The transcript has a single exon.
AGGAAGAGUAGAAUACACUUUGUAUAGAGAGAGGGAGAGAGGGAGGGAGAGCUUGACAUCAGAGUAAGUUUGUUUCAGCGUUUACGGAUUGAAUCGACAGAAAUUAGAUAAAAAGGAAGAGAGUCGGGUUAAAGAGUUCAUGGCGAACAGGCAUACAAUUAUUCUGAUGCAGACUUCUCAGAAUCGGGCAACUAGAACGUUUUUGGAUUAUGAAUCCAUAAGUCAAGCAAUUGAUGGUAUUUGUGCAUUAUAUGAAAGAAAGCUUAAGGAUCUCUACCCAGCCAUUGGGAACAUCACUUACGAUAUUGCAGAUCUCUACAAUUUCAUUGAUGGGCUUGCAGACUUGAGUGCACUAGUCAAUGAUCAUUCCAUUCAGGCUUACCUUCCAUACGAUCGACAGUGGAUUAAACGGCACACCUUUCAUCACCUCAAGAAAUUGGUAACAUAUUAAAGAGAACAUUGUAAGCUACACCCCAAUCUUAGUACUCGGUUUUUAUAAAGCACGCAAAACAGA